Arabidopsis thaliana (thale cress) is the source of this 1263-nucleotide messenger RNA. It is a transcript of the gene MEE67, whose product is annotated as Mitochondrial import inner membrane translocase subunit Tim17/Tim22/Tim23 family protein. Gene Ontology annotation, cellular component: TIM22 mitochondrial import inner membrane insertion complex; mitochondrial inner membrane. Gene Ontology annotation, biological process: protein transmembrane transport; protein insertion into mitochondrial inner membrane. The transcript has 3 exons. NCBI's taxonomy places the organism in Eukaryota, Viridiplantae, Streptophyta, Magnoliopsida, Brassicales, Brassicaceae. The record is from RefSeq and is marked reviewed. The coding region runs from base 116 to 541 and encodes 141 amino acids.
AAUUUUAUCUCAUAGGCGCGCGAACGAACACGCUUGAUCUGAUUUGUACAAUCCCCUUCUUUUAAGCUUUUGAUGACAUUGUCCCUUGUCGGAUCCUACUCUCUUAACCUUUGAAAUGGCUGAUUCGAGUGCUGCUGAACCAACAACCGGUGCUUCUUCUCCCCCCGUGGCUUCUGAUGAGAACUCUACCCAGAUUCAACCGAUCCGGAUGCCAACCAUCGAGGAGAUCCGAGCUCAAGAGGUUUGGAACAACUGCGCCGUUCGCGCUGUUACUAGUGGAGUCAUGGGAGGAGGACUCGGGUUGAUGAUGGGUUUGUUCUUGGGGGCAUUAGAUAAUCCUAUUACGCAUGAUACUAUGACGGCUAGGCAGCAGUUUGUGUUCACGGCAAAACAAAUGGGGCAAAGGAGUUGGAAUUCCUGUAAGACAUUUGCAGUUAUGGGUUUGGUUUUCUCUGCUGCAGAAUGCAUUGUCGAAAAGGUAAUACCUUGUUUAUUGACCAAGAAAAACAAGGAAAUUCCACUACUAACUCAUGUAUCAUAACUUCAAAACCUUAUUAUCGACUUUUUUGGUUUACCUCUCUGAAAAAGGCAAGAGCUAAGCAUGACACUGUAAACACCGCUAUAGCUGGAUGUGUUACCGGUGGUUCAAUGUCCGCCCGAGGUGGGCCAAAAGCUGCGUGUAUAGGUUGCGCUGGAUUUGCAACUUUCUCUGUACUCAUAGAGAAGUUCUUUGAUAGGCAUACAUAAACCAGUGAGAUAUCUAACAGACGCCAUUGCUGAGAUUUUUUUGCUGCUUCUUUUCUGUGAUAGUGAUACAGUUCAUCACCUGAACCCAGGGAGAUAGAAGCUAGAAUUACACUUUUCAAUAUAGAAUAAGCAAGGCUUGUGUUGAUUGCAUAUACUUCAAUUGUUGUUAUUUAUCAUAGAUUUCAUUAGACUUUGAGGGCUCCAAUAUUUAAGUAAGUGAAUUAGACUUGAGGGCUCCAAUUUUUAAGCAAGUGUCCACAGAAAUUUAGGGGGUUCCCUUUGCACAAUGUUUCAAUUCUCAGAGUUUGAAGUUUCACUCGUAUAUUAAUCUGCUUAAUGUAAAAACCUUUUAACAUUAAGACUGGUCUUAAGGCUAAUAAUCAUAAACCAGACCUAAGAUUGAAACAGAGCUAGGAAUAGUUGGCCAAACAAAUACACUGUUAAAACUGAUUUGUAUAUGAAGAAAAAAAGAAGUGUCUUCUUAACGUGAGACAGCAGGAGAAACUUCAUUACAAG